Haliotis rubra (blacklip abalone) is the source of this 2667-nucleotide messenger RNA. Its product is annotated as degenerin deg-1-like. Gene Ontology annotation, cellular component: membrane. Lineage: Eukaryota; Metazoa; Mollusca; Gastropoda; Lepetellida; Haliotidae. The transcript is spliced from 15 exons. Gene Ontology annotation, biological process: sodium ion transmembrane transport. Bases 1 to 1758 code for a protein of 585 amino acids. The record is from RefSeq and is a predicted model, not a curated record. Gene Ontology annotation, molecular function: ligand-gated sodium channel activity.
AUGUCUGUUAAAAGAAGCAACAGCAAACAGUUGCGCGACUAUCCCGGGUACUCCGGCAACUUCACACGCGUCUUUGGAGACGACGCAAUGGAAAAACCAUACCGUAGAAACUGGGAACCUCCAGCAGACUACCAGCAGAGCAUGGACCUGAGCGGCAACUGGGGGCGAGGCAACAUGUUCCAUCAGAAAUACCAGCCUCCGUCCCAUACAGAGUCCGAGGAAUGCAACUCCGACGGAAACCCCAAGACCUUCAAAAGGGUAUUGACCCGGUUCGCUGAUCGGACCUCCAUGCAAGGGAUUCCCUACAUCAACACUUCAAAGACCUGGUACGCAAAACUGGUGUGGACGUUGCUCCUCCUGGGAGCCAUGGUGGCCAUGGGCAUCCACCUCUACACACUCUGCUCAACUUACUUUCUUUUUGAAAGACAGACGCAGAUAAAGCUUGGCUUCCAGAACCUCAAGUUCCCCUCGAUCACCUUCUGCAAUGUGAACCCUGUUAAAUCUUCGAUGGCCUCGAGGGGCAGUAAGGAACUGAAGAAUUAUUUACGGACGAUUAGACCAGAGGCUGUUGCUUCUUCAAUUAAGACAGUCAUAUUGAAGAAGAUAGCAUUUCUGACACAUGGAGUGAUGCAGAAAGCUGCUCAGUUAGAACAGAAACCACCGGUUAACCCAAACCAGGGCCCAAGAAACACGCCUAAUUUCUUUUCCGGUCAGAGAUCAACCCUCCAAGAAAUCCGCAAGGAAUUCAUCCACCUGUACAGCUUAGAAGACAGGGAAACCCGGAUCGCGAUGGGCCACUCAAUCUCAGACAUGCUGGUGUCAUGUGCAUUCUCUGGUGUGGUGUGCAACGACAGUUAUUUUAGGAUCCACCCCUCGUCCGCGUAUGGAAACUGUUACACUCUAGAGAACUAUGAAUUCGUCAGCUUCCGGAGCGGCCCAUCCUAUGGUCUGGAGCUGAUACUGUUUUUGGAAACUGACGAGUAUAUAUCAACAAUUGCUUCCGGUAUUGGGGCCCAGUUUCUAAUACACGGUACAAACACUUGGCCUGACCCGGAAGUUGAUGGGAUAUCAGUUUCAGCUACAAUGGAAACGAAUAUAGGCAUGCGUAUGCUUGAGAUUCACAGGCUGGGUGGGCUGUAUGGUGAUUGUGAUGACGGCACAGCCUUUAAAGCUAGAUAUGGGAUGGAAUAUACCAGGAAGUCUUGUCAGACAUUCUGUGUGCACGAGAGAAUCAUCAACCGAUGUGGUUGCUAUGAUGAACUUAAGGAAACACUGUAUGAAAACAUUAAUAGCUCGAUGCCGGGGAGGAAAGUUCACCCAUGCCGGACCAGAGAAGAAACGGCGUGCUUACUUCAGAUCGAGUCAAGAUGGGAGACGGGCUUGUUCCAGUGCAAUUGCUUCAACCCAUGCCAUGAGACAUUGUAUGAGAAAACUACGAACACUCGCAUGUGGCCUUCCGAUGCGUAUGCAACGAUGCUGAUUCAGUACUUAUGCAACAACAAGAACGAAUCCGAGUGCGAACGUUUUGAAAAAAUGGAUCCUCGGGAACUCAGUCGAAACUUCAUGAAGAUCAACAUUUUCUUUGAAGAUUUAAACUUUGAAAAUAUAACAGAAACACCAGCGUAUGAGGAUGUUCAAUUUUAUUCCGACAUCGGAGGCACGGUAGGUCUGUGGGUGGGGCUCUCAGUGCUGAGUCUGGCUGAAGUGCUUCAGUUCCUGUGGGAGGUCAUCCAAUACCUGUUCUGUUGGCGCCGUUAGAAGAAGAAACCAGAACAGACUGCAGACAGGUCCAACUGGGACAAACAGGUACGAGCACAGGUGUCACCGAACCUGACCACCAGAUUGCCAUCCACGUACAGGGGAAAUGCCUUAUACUGAGGACGACAUGACAGGCCAAUUGUCAGUAUGUGAGUUAAUCAUUACUUGAGUGAGCGUUACAUCAUACGCCAGCUGAUGCCAUACGCAACAAUAAUGUAGGUCUCACAUUACACUGUUCCUGACUACUGUUAAUCCUUGCAAUAUUGAUGGUGUUGAUACCGAAUUAUAACUGUGACUCACUUCAGAAAGGGUAACACAAUCGUUUUAACUCGGAGGAAAACCAACGAUUUCAGUCUGAUCGACGACCAACAACGAAAGCAUGAUUACAUCUUCCAAACAGUUGAUCUUCCCGGAAGACUUGACUAACUUUGGUCAUCAAGUAAGAUUUCUGAUGUUAAUGAUUGGGGUUCAUAGACCUACUUUACAAGGAAAAAGAGAAGUGGGCAUAGACAACUUUGCCAUAUCGCCAGGGUUCGGCAUUUGGGAUCUCAAGUCUCUGUGUGUGACAACCGUCGACUAUUUGGAGCCUUGUCUCUGUGUGUGACAACCACCGACUAUCUGGAGUCUUAUUUCAACAGGGAUACAUUGAUAUGCAACUUCGUGACUUAUGCUCAAUCUUCUAUUGUGGGUCGACGUCGCAUUGACAUCUGUGAAUAUACUGCGCAUCUACCGUGUCAAGUGAACCUGUACGGAUUAAGGAGUUUCUCCAUUUACACUAUGUGCAUUGUCUUUUUGUAUAUGUCGUGCUAUUGUAAAACCAUAUACAAUAAUAUAUUCGACUUGUUGUUGAAUACUGUUUGAUACUCUAUGUUUUAUAGACAAACAAAGGAAUUAAAUCAUUUGAUUUGU